AUGUACAAAAGUCUCUACUCGUAUAUUGUGAAGUCGCAUGGGUUGUCCGUUGUGCGUAAGACCAGUUUGUUGAGCGAUGCGGUCGGAGGAAGUGCCAAUUUUUCUUCGGCAGUGCUGUUGGACGUUAAGAAGGUUAAGAGUCGAAGGAAAUGCAAGAAGGAACACACGUUUAAGAACAGAGACAACUUGGAGCAUUACUUAAACUCGUCCAGGCAGUGUUACCACAUCCUAAACAAGAACAGCCAUCACAAGGUACUCCCGGAACACGUCACCAACUAUGAUCAAGUGAUAAGAAACAUCCAUAGACAGCCGAUCAAAAACAAACGGUUUGUUCUAAGAUCGACGAAAGCUAACCCGCGACCUAACAAAAGAUGCGCUUGUUUAGACGAUACCGAUACCAGAAAAAAAGCGACGUACCCUACUAAAAACUUGCGCGUGGCAGUUCCCGUGAUGAAAUACUCCCAACUGUCCACCAAAGGUUCGGACGACGGUACCGCAGUCUAUAAAUUUCGUAUACCCCUGAAACGAAAGAAGCUGAAGAUCGACGAUCUUUUCGAGAAAGUGAAGCAUCUAUCCGGGAACGACAUGUUGGAUCAGAAAUCUGAUUCCGUCGCUAAGUCUUGCGACGUGCUGGCUAAGCAGUUGAGUGAACACGAAGAACGCGAAUUAAGUGAUAGAAGUUCCAGUAAAUUGAGCGUUUGUCCCAAACCUAGGCAGCUGAUUUAUAGGCUCGACAACUAUUUCAUAAAGGAUAUCAACUCUGAAGUUCCAACAUCAUACGAUCUGGUGUACUCGCACCUCAACGACAUAUUGUACAGCAAGUACACUCCCGCCCCCUUGGAGGAGUCGAAAUCGGGGAAACCCUUUUUCCAAAAGCUCAUCAAAAAAAAGGAAGUCAAAAAGAUGCAGAAGGCGGAAGGGAACGUUUUGAAGCAGGGUUCGAGAGAAAACAGCAUCCUCACGAGCAACCAGGAUCUUUUCGACAAACUGAAGAGGUCCACGAUGCGUUUAACUCCCGAGAGCCCGAAAGAUUACGAGUGUUCGAAAUCUGUAAGACGAGUCAAGUCGAAACGGUAUGAGUUGAGGAACAAGCUGGAGUCAACGAAGGAAAUCAGGGAUCGCGAUGAACGCAGAAGCGAGGUGGAAAGCGUGCGCAGACUCGAGCUGCUGAUGAAGCAAGAACGCAAGAAGAAACAGAAAAUCGACAGCCUCAAGCAAAAGUUGAGCAUGCUGAACAACGAGGCGCAGAAGAAAGAAAUGACCGGGAAGAGGAAAUUCCCCAAGAGGGAGGAAAAAAGUAACGUUGAAGAUAUAAAAUCUGCACCCAAAGAGUUGAAAGUGUUCAGAGUGCCGAACGUCAAACGACAUAAGAGGAAAAACGCGGUGGAAAUAACCCAAGACAUGCUCGACGGUUUGGAGGGAAAUUUGAACAGCAAGUAUUACAUCGUGAACCGGAACAAGCCGUUCAGUUACCUGGAGCCCGAUCCGAACUUCGAGCUGUACUCGAAAAAGUACAGGGGCGCGAGAAAAGAACUGAGAAAGAACUCGCUUGAUUUGAUUAGCAAGGAAGGGCUGGCCCCCCAAGAGGGUUUCAAGUACUGCGACAAGGAAAGCAUUGAAAGUAUGAAUCUUGCGGAGGAUGUGGCGGAAGUUGGGCCGAAAUCAAACCAUGCGCUGCAAAUGGAGGAGAAAAGCAUUUCCUCGUCGACCAGGGGCAAGCAGGAUCGCCUGCUGGCCAGUCUGAAGGCCCUGAACAAAAGCCACCACCCGCAGAUGUCGAGCUCGUCGAAUAGCAAAGACGUGGACUUGCUCGGCAGCAAGAUCGCGGAAGGCGAGCCGGCCAAGGCCGCCUCGGUCACGAAGAUCGAGAUCAGGCUGACGAGGCCGCACGAUGCGAAAGAUACGGAGGAGUUUGUCUGCGUGGCGAGGCGAAAGAGCGAGGCGGUCGAGGCGAUGCCGGCCAAUCAGAUCCCGAUCAUCAGGGACGAGGGCCCGAAGAAGAGGGACGAGAAGGAUAAAAAAGAGAAGGAGAAGGACAAGAAGGUGGGGAAGAACGAUAUCCGGUUGCCGCCCGCCACCAACAGUCCCGCCUUGAAGUUGGAGGGCCGGAAGUUGACGAGGUGUUCGGACUUCAAUCAAGUUGGACGCCGGCAAUCCCCGCGUGAAGCUGUCACAAUUAUGCCCAACAGCCAGACAACUCGGGCUCCGGCUUUGGCUCCGAAAAAAGAAAGCCACGCGAGCGCCUGUAAGUCGGAUAUGGUCGCUAAGGAAAAUGAGGACGCCGAUUUGCCUCAAUACGUGCAGCAAACUCGCGCGGAGCGUCUAGAGUUCGAACAAGAGGCUGAAAAGAUGAGACUCGAGAGGUCGAGAGUCGAGCAUUUGAAAGAAUUAUGGUCAGAGAGACUUGGCCUUUCUCACAAUUCCAGAGACGGAUUGCAAAAAGGUCGAAAUCAAAACACCACCCCGAUGUCUCUGAAGGAAAUCGAAGACAGAUUCAGGCAGUACGAUGCCUAUGUUAACGAUAUCGUGAAGGAAAACGAAAGUGCCGAAGAAACGCACAGUGUGUUUUCCGAUUGCGAAAAGGCUGAUAAAAGACUUUCCCAAUCGAGUCAGGAUAAUAACACGAUGAAUACGAUUGAAGAAAGUCGCGAGAACUUAAGUUCAAACCGCAAAGAGGUGGGUGGGUUGUGCCAGUUUCAUGCUGCAGAAGAGCAAAAGUCUGUCUUCGCAACUCCAGUGGCGGAGACAUUUUUGUGUCCGUAUCACAAAGCGGAAACUACGCAGUCGCAAAAUCAAGAUUACGCCAAAAAGCACGUCUACUGUUUGUUUCAUCAGGAGAACAUGUCGGAACACGGCGGUUUGUGCGAGUUCCACGUUAGAGAGUUGGAAAACUCCGCGAAGGAACAAAGUAAAGAAAACCUUGAGCAUAAAGACCUGCAACUAACUACCACAGCACCAAAAGUCUUGAACGAAGAACAAAUACUUCAGGAAUGCGCAAAGAGUGUUAAAGAAAUCGAUGAGGUCCAGAGAGUAAAGGAAAAUUUAACGGAAGAGGUGAGUUUCGCUGAAGCCGAGGCCAGGACGAAAGACGUCGAAGAAACCACCGAUAAACUCAAAGGAAUUCUAGGUGGCAUUCAACCUAAAAACCAAAACCGCGAACCAAACUUCAUCCCGGAAGCAUCCCUCCCUCAAAAAAAGACUAGCCUCUCCGCCUUUAACGUUGUUCUGGAGUCAAAGGACUUGAACAAAAAACUCGAAGUGCCUCUGGUGAGAGUCAACGUGUACGACAAGGAGGCCGAGGCGUAUCUCAACAACAUUUUGAAGAUCGAGGCCAACGUCGACUUUAAAGAUGCGGAUCAUUUGGACAACGUGCUGACAGUUUUCGAGAACAACGAGAUCACGGUUCAUCCGACCCUCAAAAGCGGCAAAAACGAUCUUUUGAGGAGGCGGCUCAGUAUGCCGGACAUGCAGAUUAAAAUUUACCAGGACGUCGACACGGCUGUCGCCAAUACGGGCAGCAACACGACCAUAGAGUUCAAAAAAGCGCACAAAACCGAUUCCCUUAUGGAACUGCAAAUCGUAGACGAAAGUUUGCAAAAGUACGUGAACAACGUCAAGUUGGUGCAGGCGAGGAUUCUGCUCAAGGAUGUCAAAAAAAGUGGUUGCACGCCCAUGACCAGCGAUACAAUUUUGUCCGGGUUCGAUUUUUCCAUCAACAAAGGUAAAAAAUUCUCGACGUCUGCGAAAUCGCUCACUCUGAUCAAAAAGAAAUUUUUCAUCGCCGACCGCAAAAAGUUUUGCACCAAAAGCGGCGACUCCCAAAAUCCCGACUCUAAAUCUACAACCUCGAAAAAUAACAAAGAUAAUGAGGAAGCCAAGGAAGCGGCAAGCGAAUCUCCGAUGACCUUGAAGCAGGUCAUCAAAAGGAUCGAGGAGAAUUUGAGUUGCGCCGCCAAAGAGGUGAUCCACGAGAAGUUCCAGAAGAUAAACAGCAACUCCAUGAAGAAAGUCCUCCACGAUCCUUUGAUGAAGAUAUCGCCUCCUGUCGUGAAAGCUGGACAUUCCGUGAAUCACAUGAUUGAAGAAAAGGACUGCAAAAACAUUCGCAACAAGGAUAUGGAAAUGGUGGACAAGAUCGUGAAGGAAACUAAGGAGUACAUGCAGAAUCACUUGAAGCAAAAGUCGAGUAAAGGCAACAAAAAAAAUUUAAUCGAUAAUUUGGAAAUUUACGUCAAAACCAAAGACGCGGACCUGGAAGAAAGUUUUGACGUAAAACGUCCAAACAGUGGUGUCGAUGUUAGUGCGAACAAAAAUCAAGUCGUUAUUAUGACGGUCCCGAUAAAUUUACCCCCGUCUCCCCCCCUUCAAAAUUCCGAAAACGAAUUCACCGAAAUUGCUUCUGCAUCUGAAGUUUUGUGUGAUAAAGUGAACCAAGACGAGUACAAGCCUCACAAAGAUUUAAAGUUGAGCAAUACUGAAGAAUCGAAAACUCUCAACUUCGAUGAAGUUGAUGCCGAAAUUUUGAGUGAAGAGGUUCAACAACAUGAUAAAGAUUCAUUAAAAAUUGAGAAUCAUGUUAAAUGUCAGGAAAAUGCAACGUCAGAACAAAACGCUAUUUUAAACGAGUCCAACAAAGAUAUUGUAGAGAACGAAGUUAAUAGUGCAAAAUCUUUCGAUAUGCUCCAUUUUGAACAAUUAAACAAAAACUCGGAAAAAGAAACCAAAACCAUGCCGGAAACUUCCGAUAUACCGGAAGAAACAAAAAAACCAUCCAAAAUACCUAUACCCAUUAAGGUGUAUAGAAAAUCUGCCGCGAGCACUAAUGAAUACGCCAAAUACAACUACAACCAAGACGAUUUCACGGAAAUUUUGAGGUUAAACCAAAAAGAAGAAGAAGAAGCUUUAAAACUAUCGAAAAGAUAUACGAGAAAGUAUUUGACAGAAAAGAAAGAACAUUUGAAAAAUACGCAAGAUAGAUUGCAAAAGGUUAUGAAAGAAAUGUCGGAAAGAGAAGCAAUAAAAGUACAGGGUAUUGAAGAAAAAAUUGACAUUUUGGAAAAUCCGACUUACAGCGACGAUAUUUCAACGUUAGAAGCACAAGCAUGUCAGGAAUGCGGUAAAAUAACCGAAAACGCGUCAAUAGGAUCUGUGAGCCUUUUCAUUGACCCCAAAGAUCAUUUGCAUAUAGAUAAAGUAAACCUGUUGAAAAAAGUGGAGAAAAAGAUGGCAAAUCAGUUCCGUCAUCAGGCGCGUCUGAUGGAAGCGUACAAGGAUCUGUGUGGGAGGCAGCAAGAGUUGUGGCGGGCCUUAAUGCAAAAAGGCCCGGUGAGAAAGUCGCUCUAUUGCUCGGUGAUCCGGCAACACAGCGAGAUGCUCCACCUCACGGAGAAAAUAAGGCAGCAGAUGUUCCUGACCUUGGUCUCGUUGACCGGAACGCGUUAA
Molecule: messenger RNA, 5442 nt
Organism: Brassicogethes aeneus
Lineage: Eukaryota; Metazoa; Arthropoda; Insecta; Coleoptera; Nitidulidae
Source: the annotation of a GenBank genome assembly